AUGCUGAGCGUGGUGAUUGGGGCCACCCAAUUGUCUCAGCCGGGCCCUGGGGCACAAGUGCGCCUGGUUAAGAAGCUACUGUGUCAUGAAAAUUAUAAGAAACAUGAAUUGAGCUAUGACAUUGCCUUGCUGCAACUGAAUGAGCCUGUCGAAUGCAACCCUUACAUUCAUCUGGCCUGUGUAGCUGACCCAAUCCUAGGAGUGUCAGUGUCACAGCAGCAAAACUGCUGGGUGGCUGGUUGGGGUAUUACCUCUGCAAACGCUCUAACCUCAAGUGACAUCCUACAGGAGGCCAAGGUCCAGGUCAUUGAUCUCCAGCUCUGCAACAGCAGUGACUGGUACGCAGGGGACAUCCACACCCACAACUUGUGUGCUGGUUACCCAGAAGGCACCAUCGACACCUGCCAG
This is a messenger RNA of Malurus melanocephalus (red-backed fairy wren), 408 nucleotides long. Its product is annotated as acrosin-like. The record is from RefSeq and is a predicted model, not a curated record. The annotation marks the transcript as partial. Lineage: Eukaryota; Metazoa; Chordata; Aves; Passeriformes; Maluridae. Gene Ontology annotation, molecular function: serine-type endopeptidase activity. The transcript has 2 exons. Gene Ontology annotation, biological process: proteolysis; acrosome reaction.